AUGGGUUCAGUUUCGGAAUUUCCCCGCAUUAAGGAGAUCCGCACCUUCGUCAUUGACGGUGUCGGCUCCGGUGGUGACUACCACAAUGUCAAGGGAGGCCACUGGCUGAUUGACAGCAACAUCUCCACCCCCAUGACCAAGUGGGCCGAGUACCGCGGCUCGCGUACUUCUUGGGGUAUUAAUGUUUUGGGAUCUUUCUGUGUUGAGAUUGAGGCUACAGAUGGAACCAAGGGCUUUGCUACUGGCUUUGGUGGUCCCCCUGCUUGCUGGCUGGUUCACCAGCACUUUGAGCGCUUCCUAAUCGGCGAAGAUCCCCGUGAUACCAACAACCUGUUUGAGAAGAUGUACCGCGCUUCCAUGUUCUACGGACGUAAGGGUCUGCCAGUGGCUGCAAUCUCCGUCGUUGAUCUUGCCCUUUGGGACUUGAUUGGCAAGAUUCGCAAGGAGCCUGUUUACAAGAUGAUCGGUGGUGCGACUCGGGAGCGCUUGAACUUCUACUGCACUGGACCCCAGCCUGGUGUUGCCAAGGAAGCGGGAUUUAUUGGCGCCAAGGUGGCUCUGCCUCACGGACCGGACGAGGGAACUGAGGGUCUGCUGAAGAACGUCGAGUACCUUCGUCAAAUGCGCGCCAGCGUUGGACCUGACUUCCCUCUGCGCGUCGACUGCUACAUGUCUCUUACUGUCUCUUACACUAUUCAGCUGGUCAAGCGUUGUGAAGCUGAGGGAUUGGACAUUGACUGGUGGGAGGAGUGCCUCGCGCCCGAUGAUUUCGAUGGCCAUGCAUUGCUUAAGCGUGCCCACCCCACUGUCAAGUUCACUACUGGAGAGCACGAGUUCUCCCGCUACGGCUUCCGCAAGCUUGUCGAGGGCCGCAAUCUGGACAUUAUCCAGCCUGAUGUCAUGUGGCUUGGCGGUCUGACCGAGUUGCUCAAGGUCUCUGCUCUUGCUGCUGCUUAUGAUAUCCCCGUUGUGCCCCAUGCCUCGGGUCCUUACUCCUACCACUUCGUGGUCUCUCAAUCCAACUGCCCCUUCCAAGAAUAUCUGGCUAACUCUCCCGAUGGAAAGUCCGUCCUGCCCGUGUUUGGCAAUCUUUUCUUGAACGAGCCCAUCCCUACCCAAGGAUUCCUCGAUGUAUCCAUCCUGGAUAAGCCUGGUUUCGGUCUUGAGCUCAACCCCAACGCCCCGUUGAUCUCAGGCCUGAGCCUCUUGAAUCCCGCUCCCCAGAAGGGCCUUCCCGCUCCUGAUAACGAGCACCUUGCCAAUGGCACUGCCUAG
Penicillium verhagenii is the source of this 1275-nucleotide messenger RNA. RefSeq names its product L-rhamnonate dehydratase. The record is from RefSeq and is a predicted model, not a curated record. NCBI's taxonomy places the organism in Eukaryota, Fungi, Ascomycota, Eurotiomycetes, Eurotiales, Aspergillaceae. Gene Ontology annotation, biological process: carbohydrate catabolic process. Gene Ontology annotation, molecular function: magnesium ion binding; L-rhamnonate dehydratase activity. Bases 1 to 1275 code for a protein of 424 amino acids. The transcript has 3 exons.